AUGAUUGAAAUAACAGAACAACCACCCUCCACUCCGAAUGAGAGGAUACUCGAAAGCUUAUUAGGGCCUACUGAUCAGGACUUUGAUGAAGAUAACGAAGAUAAUUUAUUUGGAGACGAUGAUUGGGAAAUCUCAUUUGAUGAAGUAGAUGACCAUAUUUCUGAAUUCCAGGAAGAUGAAUUUGUGCGCGAAGCAUUUGCUAAGGGAAUGGAUUUGCGAGAAUAUGCACGAAAUAUAGAAAAAGAAUUGAGUGUAAUCGAACGGGAACAUGAAAUAGAUUAUAUUAAUCAAGCUAAAAAUUUCAUAGAACUUCAUAAUCAGAUUCAGUCGUGCGAUCAAACUUUAGCAACGAUGGAAAAUAUGUUGAGUGUUUUUCAAAUGGAUUUGGGUAACAUUAGCACAGAAAUCCAAACAUUACAGGAUAAAUCAUUUUCAAUGAACAUAAAACUCAAGAAUCGAACGGAUGUGGAAAAAAAAUUAAGCACAGUUCUAGAAGGAACUGUAAUAUCGCCGUCCAUGAUCAAAGUAAUUACGGAGGACGAUGUUGACGAAGCAUGGUUAGCGUACUUAAUGGAGCUUAAUAAAAAAAUGACCUACGUAAAAAAUGGACAAACAAAUAAUGGUAAGGCGAUUAGAGAUGUCGGGCCAGAAAUGGAAAAAUUGCGUCUAAAGCGAUACAAUCGAACUUUGCAAAAACUUCAAAGCCCAAUUGGAGAUAAAUUUUCAUUGAUUGGAUAUGAUGAAAAUACUAGAAAGG
Messenger RNA from Racocetra persica, 757 nucleotides. NCBI's taxonomy places the organism in Eukaryota, Fungi, Glomeromycota, Glomeromycetes, Diversisporales, Gigasporaceae. The record is from the annotation of a GenBank genome assembly.